UGGGUUUUUGCGAACGGCGUCUACUACUUGAACUGGGAGGAGGAUGUAACUGAGAAAAUCCAUAGAUUUGGUCCGAUGAAUCUGAGGAUAAAAAACUUCUUCUCUAUCCUAAGAAACCAAGCAAAUCCCCCGCUUCGAUGCCAACAAUGCCGAACCCUAGUUAAAGACCUCAAGGUCCGAUUGAAAUGGGUGAAGAACAGGGGCCUCGACCACGUCAUCGACUACCACACCGACCUCAAGGCCGCUUCCCUCCUCAAGGACGCCAUUUCCCGCUCUUCCACUGGCUUCAUCACCUCCAAAACAAUCACCGACUGGAAGAAGCUCCUCGGCCUCACAAUUCCCACUCUCCGCUUCAUCCGCCGCUACCCAACUCUUUUCGAGGAAUUCCCUCACCCUAGGUACGCUGCCUUGCCCUGUUUUCGUCUAACUAAAAUCGCAUCCACACUUCACCAUCUCGAAAAAGAUUUGCAUAAAACUCACGAACUCGACAGCGUCCAAAGACUCGCCCGUCUUCUCAUGAUGACGAGAAACAAAAUGUUGUCUUUCCAUUCAAUUCAUUCCUUGAAAUGGGACUUGGGUUUACCUGAUGAUCUCGAUAAAACCCUGAUUAAGAACCACCCUGAUUAUUUCCGGUUCGUUGAAGGGCCGAAUGGAGAUUUAUGCGUAAAACUGCAACACUGGAAUGAAGAUUUCGCCAUUUCUGAAUUACAUAGGAGUGUCGAGAAUAGGGAAGAAGGAGAAGAAGAAGUGGGUGGUGGUGGUGGUGGGGAGUAUAGGCAAUUUAAGAGGGGACAAACAUCACUGUCAUUUCAGAUGAAUUUCCCCAGAGGUUAUGGUGCACAGAAGAAAGUUAAGGCAUGGAUGGAGGAAUUUCAGAGAUUACCAUACAUUUCACCAUAUGAAGACUCCAGCAGGCUUGACCCAAACAGUGAAAUAAUGGAGAAGAGAGUUGUUGGUGUCUUACAUGAGCUUUUGAGCUUGACUAUACACAAGAAGACUAAGAGGAACUACUUGAGAAGUUUGAGACAAGAGCUAAAUCUCCCUGAAAAGUUCACUCGCAUAUUUACAAGGUACCCUGGAAUAUUCUACCUUUCGCUUAAAUGUAAGACGACAACUGUGGCCUUAAAAGAGGGGUACAGGCGUGGAAGAUUGGUAAAUCCGCACCCACUUGUUCGAUUAAGAGAUAAGUUCUAUUAUGUUAUGAGAACUGGACUCGUUUAUCGCCAUAAAGGGUUGGACAUGAUACCCGAGCUUGAAAAAGUGGUUCAUGACCAGAUAGAUGAAGAGCCUGAAUUGGAAGAAUCUGAGGAGGAAGAGUAUGAAAUUGAGAACGGGAGCUACGGAGAAGAAACUUCUGAUUCUGAUUAACUUUUAAUUCUCAAAGAAGAAAGAAUAUCUGCUUCUAUGCCAGUAAAGAAAAAAAAAUGAAAGAAUGGAGAUUGAUGAAACAAACUCUCACCCAAAAGAAAUCACAACCAAAAGCCUUACUUUACAUGAUGAUGAUGAACAGUUCAGAUUUGCUCUUGGGCUAAAUGAAGAUAAUCCAAGUUGGGACUGCUUAGACAGUUGGGCUUAGCCUGAUUAGAAUGGAUAAAGUGAUUCAUGUACUAUUUUAGUUUAUGCAGUUUUGAGUGUGUUGCACUUUCUCUCCGAAUCUUCCAUUAUUCUCGUCUCAAUCUUUUGUUUAACACCCUUGAGGCUAUGUCUCUGGUUUUCGUUCAAUUGGAAUUAGAAUUGUUCAUUUCCAAUUUUGUUGUUAGCUUGAUGGAAUUGAAAUACAAUUACAAUGAAAUAAAUUUUAUAUUAUUGCAAGUAAUUUUUGUUUUUUUGUCUGUA
This is a messenger RNA of Impatiens glandulifera, 1836 nucleotides long. Its product is annotated as protein WHAT'S THIS FACTOR 9, mitochondrial. Gene Ontology annotation, molecular function: RNA binding. The coding region runs from base 76 to 1368 and encodes 430 amino acids. Lineage: Eukaryota; Viridiplantae; Streptophyta; Magnoliopsida; Ericales; Balsaminaceae. The transcript is spliced from 2 exons. The record is from RefSeq and is a predicted model, not a curated record.